Messenger RNA from Colletotrichum orchidophilum, 2442 nucleotides. RefSeq lists its product as uncharacterized. The record is from RefSeq and is a predicted model, not a curated record. The transcript has 3 exons. Gene Ontology annotation, biological process: carbohydrate metabolic process. The coding region runs from base 1 to 2442 and encodes 813 amino acids. NCBI's taxonomy places the organism in Eukaryota, Fungi, Ascomycota, Sordariomycetes, Glomerellales, Glomerellaceae.
AUGGUCGCUUCCGAAUUGUCGCAAGCGGCACGGGCUGAAAAGGCCGAUCCUCAGCCGCCGCAGCUUGCAGCCCAGCAGAACAACGACGUACAUGAGUCCAUCCCGCCAUUGGUGAACAGGGUCGGGCAGAGCAAGAGCCCGUACGUGCGAAGCCAUGCGGACGGCCGCGUUGCCUGGCAACUGCUCGACGACGAGGCAAUCGAGAGAGCUAGGAAGGAGAACAAGCUGAUCUUUCUGCACAUUGGCUUCAAGGCCUGCCAUUAUUCGCGACUUACAUCCACCGAAUGCUUCACCCACCGCGAAUGCGCCUCCAUCCUCAAUGAGUCGUUCAUCCCCAUCAUCAUCGACCGCGAGGAGCGCCCCGAGCUGGAUACGAUAUAUAUGAACUACGUGCAGGCUGUGAGCGGAUCCGGCGGCUGGCCCUUGAACCUCUUCCUCACCCCUGACCUCGAACCCGUCUUCGGCGGCACCUAUUACCCGGCUCCCGGCUCGAACAACGGAGGCUCCGACGACGAGGAACGUUUGGAUUUCCUGGCUAUCUUGCACAAGCUGCAAAAAGUAUGGAGAGAGCAGGAGCCGAGGUGCAGGCAGGAGGCGAAGGAGGUCGUGGUGAAGCUCCACGACUUUGCGGCAGAGGGAACCCUAGGAAGCGCUACAGUCCAGCCGGGUGUCGCAGGUUCGCAGACCGCCGCCAUUGGAAGAUCAGAGACGGGGCUGGAGCUUCCGGAAACCGGCAGAACGGCUGCUGCCGUGUCGAGCGAGCUCGAUCUGGAUCAGCUAGAGGAGGCUUACACGCACAUUGCCGGGACCUUUGACCCUGUCUACGGCGGAUUUGGCUUGGCCCCCAAGUUUCCGACCCCGCCCAAGCUGUCCUUCUUGCUGCGGCUGCCCCGGUACCUCCCACCCGCACAAGACGUCGUGGGCGAGACUGAGUGCGCGCACGCCACGGAGAUGGCGCUCUUCACACUGCGCAAGAUGAGAGACAGCAGUCUGCGCGACCAUGUUGGAGGUUCCGGGUUUGCUCGCUACUCUGUGACUGCAGACUGGAGUGUUCCGCGCUUCGAGAAGCUCGUUGCCCAAAAUGCUCUGCUUCUUGGGCUCUACCUGGAUGCAUGGCUGAUUGCUGGCAGCGGUGAGAAGGACGAAGAAUUCUACGAUGUUGUAGUGGAAUUGGUCGAUUACCUCACGAGCUCUCCCAUCAGUCUGCCUGAAGGUGGUUUCGUUUCCAGCGAAGCUGCAGACUCGUACUACCGACGUGGAGACAGACAUAUGCGGGAGGGCGCUUACAAUCUGUGGACACGUAGGGAGUUUGACACAGUCAUUGGAGAUGAUCACGAGGCAGCGCUGGCUGCAUCCUAUUGGAAUGUGCUUGAGCACGGCAACGUCGAACCUGACCAGGAUCCCAAUGACGAAUUCAUGAAUGAGAACAUUCUGCGUGUUGUCAAGGAUAUUUCAGAGAUUGGACGACAGGCUGGUAUUACCACGGACGAAGUGAAGAAGGUGGUCACUUCGGCAAAACAAAAGCUCAAGGCGCACAGAGAGAAGGAGCGCCCAAGGCCUGAGACCGACACCAAGAUUGUGGUGGGACGCAACGGCCUGGUGAUUUCUUCAUUGACAAGGACUGCACUGGCUUUGUCGACUGUGGAUGUGCCCAAGAGCCAAGCUGCGAUAGAGGCUGCAAGCAAGGCUGCUGCGUUCAUUAGAGCCAAUCUUUGGGAUGAGAACAACAAGAUUCUUUACAGGAUAUACCACGAGGGCGUUGGCGAGACAAAGGCCCUGGCGGAGGACUAUGCUUAUCUCAUUGAGGGUCUCAUUGGCCUCUACGAGGUGACUGCGGACGACAAGUGGAUCGAAUUCGCCGACGAGCUUCAGAAGGCCCAAAUCCACAUCUUUUACGAUAGCCCAUCGGCCUCAGCGCCGGAACCCACAACCUCUCGCUCCUCAUGCGGCGGCUUCUACACCACGGCCGAGAACGCCCCGCACACGAUCCUCCGCCUCAAGGACGGCAUGGACACCGCCCUCCCCUCCACCAACGCCGUCUCCGUCUCCAACCUCUUCCGCCUCGGCACCAUGCUCAACGACGAGUCCUACGCCGCCACGGCGCGCGAAUCCAUCAACGCCUUUGAGGCCGAGAUCCUGCAGUACCCCUGGCUCUUCCCCGGUCUGCUCUCGGGCGUCGUCACGGCCCGUCUCGGCGGCGUGACGUGGGUCGUUGUCCGCGGCCCCGACGGCGCACAGGACGAGCUGACCGCGAAGCUCCUGCGGAAGCUGAGCGUGGAAGCCAGUGGCGGGUUGAGGAAUGUGCUGCUGUUACAGAGCGAGGAUGACUUGCUAGCGAAGAGGAACCCCGUGUUGAAGGCGUUGGUGCAGGCGCAGCGGCCGGGCUCGUAUCUGCUCGAGAACGGCGUCGUUCGCCCCAUCACACUGGCGGAUGUGGUAUGA